This is a messenger RNA of Penicillium maclennaniae, 1653 nucleotides long. Its product is annotated as putative alpha/beta hydrolase. Lineage: Eukaryota; Fungi; Ascomycota; Eurotiomycetes; Eurotiales; Aspergillaceae. The record is from RefSeq and is a predicted model, not a curated record. The transcript has 2 exons. The coding region runs from base 1 to 1653 and encodes 550 amino acids.
AUGCCUACCCCCGGUCUCCUUUACGUGACGAUGCAGCCCAAGGGCUCGCUGCCGGACACCCAGUUCCACGACUGGUACAACACCGAGCAUGGCCCUCUGCGACUGCGUCUGCCCUUCAUCAGUAACGGAUUUCGCUUCCGCGCGACCGACGGUGAGCAGCCCGAGUACGUCGCGCUGUACGAUAUCACCGACAUGGACGAGUUGACCCGCAAGACCUACCUGGACCUGCGAACGGAUCUGAUCAAGACUGAGCGCGAAAAGAAAACCAUGGCCCAGAUUGAUGUCGGCCGCUUGCUGUAUGACCUGGUGGCUGAACGAAGCUCCCCCGACUAUCGCCCGCUUGAAGAUCGAGCCGAUACCGAUGCCGAGACCCGCGGAAGCGUCAUGGUUGCCGUGACCACUACCACACACCCCGAUCCCGAGAAGCAGGCCGAGUAUGAACGCUGGUAUCGCGAGGAACACUUCGAGAUGCUCUCUCGCGUGCCUGGCUGGCGUCGUAGCCGUCUAUUCGUCACCGCUGCCAUUGACUCCGGCGCUCCGCGCGAGACCCUGGCCCUCCACGAAUAUGCCCCCGCCAACGGCCUAGGUGGGGAGGCCCAUCAGGCCGCUAUGAAAACUCCCUGGGCCGACCGCCUCAUGACCAAUGUGGUGGCCUCCAAGCGUCGCCGGGUUUACCAAUGGUACUACACCUUUGGUCCCGCGCCCCGCGAGCUUUCUUCCCUGGCCGCACCCGACGUCGUUGGGCCCUGGUCGUCAAAUGACGGCCUCGAGUCCUUUGUGACCACCAAGGAUGGCGUCGAGAUCCCGUACCGCUUGGAGGGAAGCACCGACCCCACCGCUCCCGUGGUGGUGCUCAGCAACUCAAUCUUAGUCGACUGGCACAUUUGGGACCGCUUUGUCGACUCUUUCCUCUCACGCAAGGAGAAUCAACGGUACCGUGUUGUGCGAUACUUGACUCGCGGCCGUCGCUCGGCAAGCGGUGAGCAGCCCGUCAGUGUGGACGUGCUAGCAUCCGACCUGGCCACUCUGCUCGAGGCACUUCGCGUGCCGCCCAAGGGCGCCCGCUUGAUCGGUGUUAGUCUGGGUGGUGUCACCGUUCUCAACACUUCUCUUCUGUUCCCCGAGCGCGUGGGAGCAUUCAUCGCUUGCGACACCAACUCGUCUGCCCCGGAAUCGAACCGCAAGGCCUGGGCUGAUCGUGUCGCUAUUUGUGAGCAGGAGGGCUCCGUGGACCCAGAGACUAAUGAGCCUAUUGUCGGCGAGCAGCUGGCUGAGGCGACUACGCGACGCUGGUUCGUCCCGGAGUCGUACGAGACCCAGCCCGACGUGCUAGCAACGGUCAAGGAGGCGGUGCGGACCAACAGCCUAAAGGGCUUCGCACACAGUGUACAGGCUCUCUGUGCCUACGACAUCCGUGACCGCAUGGCUAAUGCCACUGUGCCUGGCUUAUUCGUUGCCGGUGCAAAUGACGGCGUUCUGCCUCAGACCAUGCAGAAGAUGGCGGCCGAUUUGCGUGGUGGUGCCGAGCUGAAGAUCAUCGACAAGGCGGGCCACCUGCCUAUGGUGGAGCAGCCGGAAGCUUUUUGCAGAGGUUGUCACCGAGUUCCUGAGCAAAAUCGAUGGUUAGAAUACUUGUACGCUACGGAUCUUUAG